This is a messenger RNA of Phyllopteryx taeniolatus (common seadragon), 3243 nucleotides long. RefSeq lists its product as uncharacterized. The record is from RefSeq and is a predicted model, not a curated record. Lineage: Eukaryota; Metazoa; Chordata; Actinopteri; Syngnathiformes; Syngnathidae. The transcript is spliced from 5 exons. The coding region runs from base 659 to 2989 and encodes 776 amino acids.
AGCUUUUUCAGUUUUGCUAACAUCUGCCAUGACUGUAUGGAAGUGCAAAUUAGGUGACGAGACGGGGAAAAAUGGAAACGUGUGUGCACUGUCCAGUUUGCAGAGAAACUGUCUGACUAAAGUACAAGCAAAGAGUAAAAAAAAAAAAGGAGCCAGAGGCUUCCCUUAUCGUGUGUCAUCGCCGGCGGAACAAGGUUAUGCCUAAUAUUUAUUAAACCAAUUUUGCCCAUCGGAAGUAUUGUUGUUAGCGCUGGUGUAUCUUUAAAUGUUAAUAUGUUUUUGUUUCUUUGUAUGGAACGUCAAAAACGUGUCCAGUGGAGUCUGUAUUCGGGGUAUUACAUGUUGACCCUAACGUGUUGACUAAAAACAGAAGUAACCUAUUGAAGGGUAUUUCUUGACUUGGUUUUUAGUCUUUGGCGAUUGUUUAGGAAGUCACAUGAUGACGCUAGAAAUACUUCCUGGUUUAUCCGGAACCACAUGUGAAGCUGUUAGUGCAUAAUUUCCUUUUUUAAACAGGUUGUCCGUUGUUUGAGCAAUGUUUUCCUAAUUUUGGCCAUUUUUUCACUCCCGACUAUGACGAGUUCGUUCAGCAGUUUGUGCUACUUUCCGGUAUGAAGUAGAUUUAGGAUUUAUAAUAACGAUUCAAAGUAAGCCUAAAAUGUCAGAAAUAACCAAGGAUGUUGGAUUGACUCGGGACGGCGCCCUGGCUGACUUGAUAUCAGCAGAAUCAGGCCACGCCGUCCUGGAGAAGUCUCUCCCGGAUUGUGUGAAGGAAAUCUCGCAGCAUCUCGAGCGCCAAAAUCCAAAAGGCCCCACUGAAGUCGACAGCGAUUCGGGAGACAGCCUAUUUCUCACACAGGAGCCAGUCCCUCAGGCUGCGAGAGCAGUCAGACGGCGCAAAUCAUCACAGCGCACCUACGCCACCGAGGGAGAGGACAGUGGGGGGAUAACUUCGUCCGCUCAAAGACAUGACGAUAACCAUGAGAUGAGCACAAACAAAAAGAAACAAAAGCUAAAGUUACCAAACUAUAACUUCUCUUUUCUCACGGAAAGUUGGCACAGAGGCACCCAUUUAAUCAAGAGACACAAUAUAAGACUCCAUAAUUAUGUGACGGGGGGCUUCUUUAAAUGUGUAAAGUUGUGGCAGGGAACAAAUCAUUUCUGGAUGCCUCUACCAACAGUUGACCAAGAUGAUGAGGACAUAUCACCACUUACACAAGAUGGAGAAGACAAAUCUAGUCAUGAGGACAUCAAAGUGGUGGACAAAAAAUGUUUUCUGGCCAAAUCCAAAACAAAGCAGCAGCAACCCUGGUGCACACCACCACGGGGUACCAAGCAGUGGAAGCAUCAGCAGGAGGGAGGAGUUGUUACCCAAGAACGGGAGAAAAUAGUUGAAAUAUCCAGUAUGAGUAAUGAGUUGAAAUAUCAAUUGCCCACAUCAAGUAUGCCUUUGGUGGAAGAUGGAAAUGAUGCAGUAUGUUCCUCUUCAACUUGUAACAUUCCUGCUGUGUUGGGAAAUAAUGAACCGUUAAGAAACAAUAUGGUACAAAUCCAAACUCCGAGAAGCAAGAGGAUUCCUAUCCCAGAAGAAAGACAAGAACUCGUUGAUGCAGAGACUACAAACAAAUGUGUGCUAUUCAAAAAACAGAGCAAUGCAUCUCGGGAAGGGAGUGAUCAGCAGUCCAGGCAGGAAGAGGUUGAGGGGGUUGCCGCAACUUCCGUAACCGUGGAAACCACAGAUGAAAAUGCACUUGCACUGGAUGAAAACAGAAGGGACAACUUUUUACAUGUUGCCAACACUCCGAUGCCAGAAGACAGUGUAGCGGAUGGCGACCUGGCCUCGGUGAAAAAGACUAGAGACGAUGAGCAGGUUAACUCGCAGCUUGACCUCAGCGUAAAAGAAAAUGCUGCGUUUUCCCUCAGCCACAAUGACUUUACAGAGAAAACCGAGCGAGGCGAGGUUGAAGAGUUGUUCUGUGCGGUCAGCGAACCUCUAAAUGAUAACAGGCAGGGGGGAAAAAAGAAAAAAAAGAGAUCACGUCACAAACCUGGGAGUUUAGACAUUACUGCAGACCCUCAAGAAACUGACAAAAGAAAACACAAGAAGAUUGUUGAUACAGCUCAAGAAGAUAACAAUAGUGGGAAAUCUUCCAGUGAUGCCGCACGUUUGUCUCGAAGUACAAGGAAGACGAAGAAGAGAUCGUCCGUCACAGACAUUUUUGACACUCUAGACGAGACCCAACGUGUGGCGGACGAAACGAAGAAAACCACUGAAGACAAAGAGGUGCAACUGGUAAGCAAGAAAAAGAAGAAAAAAUCCGGCAGAAUGAUCCCAGAAGAUGAUGAGUUGGUGUCUGAAAGGGAAAAGAAAACCAAUGGAACCUCUUCCUUCCUUGUUGCUGAUGUGGAGGAAAGCAGUGCCUUGGAGGCGGACUCACACUUUAGGUUCAAGAAGAAGAAAAAGAAGUCUGCCAGCUACGAGAGCACAGGGGAUUUUGAGGGUGCAUCAUCAAACUGUGCUUUGCCGGAAACCAUUGAGGUGGGAUUGGGAGGUAAGAAGAGGAGAACUGACAGUCAAGUGGCGAGAAAGGAAAGUGCAGAUGGUUCUGGACAUUUGAAACCUGGUGAGCACAAGUUAAAAACGAAAAAGAACAAAAAUAAGGGUUGGCUGCAUCGUCAGACAGUGGGGACUUCACCUGUUGAGACUGGAGAAUCUGAAAACUCCACAGUCACCCCUUACAAGAAGAAGAAACGCGCAUCGUUAUCGCCGAAUCAAGCGCGCUGUACCGCUUCUGAUAAGGAAACACCGAACAUGCCCAAAGAUAACCCAUUAGAUGAUUUAAAAGACAAGAAGAAGAAGAAGAAGAAGAAGAGAAAAAGGCAGCACGGAAGCCUGCUGCGCUUGAUGAGGGGUUCUUGUCUGAAGAGGUUGUCCAGCAUAAAAGGCCAGAGAAGGAAAGAAAUCCAUCAGCACCCAAUCAGAUACUGAGUCACUUUUUUAAGUGUGCGUUUUAGGCUGUGUCAAGCAAAACAAACCAAAAGUGGUCAUAAGCUGAGAAGCGGUCCUCACACACAAUGACAGAGGGAUUUGUUAUCAUAAACAUUUGGACGACGCCUGAUCGGAUGCAUUGUGGUUGUCUCCAGUAAUGUAUUUCUGGUUUGUUUUGUAUCAAAAAUGUUUUCAUGAACAUGCCUAUAUUAAGGGUAGGUGUCCAUCUUGUGAAUAUAAAAAAGUCAACACAC